AGAUAAACAAAAAUUUUUCUGAUAUAUUUAAAAGGGUUUGGAAACUAGAAAAUCAAGUAGGUAUAACUCUAAAGCCACUUGAAGUGGCAUUUUUAUCAAAUAUGGAUACAAAACUAGUGAUUUUAGUCUUAGUGGGGCUUAUACAACAAAUAUCCGGCACAAGUGUAAUCUGCUACCACGGAACAUGGUCGCAUUAUAGGCUAGGAAACGGAAAAUUCUCAGUUAGCGACGUACCAGCAAAACUUUGCACUCACUACAUUUACACAUUUGUUGGCCUGGAUUCAGAUACCAAUGAAGUUAAGUCUUUGGACUCCUGGUUGGAUAUAAAUCUUAAUGGCCUCAAUGACGCUAAUGCCUUGAAAACUGUAAAUCCGAAUCUAAAAACCCUCUUGGCUGUUGGUGGUUGGAAUGACGGUUCUGCAAAAUACUCUGUAAUGGCUGCAAACGCCACUAGCAGAGCAACUUUUAUAGCUUCUGCUUUGAAAUGGGUGCAGAAGUAUAAUUUUGAUGGUUUUGAUAUUGAUUGGGAGUACCCCGCGAGAAGGGAUAGUUCUAACCCUGCUGACAAGGAGAACUUCUCAAAAUUAAUUAAAGAAUUUUACAAAACCUUCCAUCCAUUGGGUUUGCUUGUAACAGCAGCGGUAUCAGCUGCCCCUAGCUAUAUUGAUAUUUCUUACGACGUACCCGCUCUAUCAAAAUACCUGGACUUCAUAAACGUUAUGUUAUACGACUUCCAUGGAGCCUGGGAAAACACAGCAUCCCAUAACGCCCCGUUAUAUAGCGCUGCUAGGUUUGCGGGUACAGUCUAUGCUGAUUACAGUGUGAAUGCCUCAAUUCAUGGUUGGAUUUCUCGCGGAGCUUCUCCUUCAAAACUAGCCCUUGGGGUACCAUUCUAUGGAAGAAACAACAUCCUUUCUAAUCCUGACAAGACUGCACCAGGAUCUGCUACUACUGCUACUGGAGGUGUUGCUGGUCCUUACACAGCCACUUCCGGAUUCUUGGGAUAUAAUGAGAUCAUUGAAAAGUUUAACGAAGGUGGCUGGACAACGGCUUGGGACGACGAACAAAAAGUACCAUAUGCUUUCUCUGGUACCACUUGGUUGAGCUAUGAAAAUAAAGAAUCGCUAACUCUUAAGGUUGCCUAUGCUAAAUCUCUAUGUCUAGGAGCCAUCAUGUUAUGGUCAAUCGAAACUGAAGACUUCCUUGGACUCAGUGGAACAAAGUAUCCUUUAUUGGAAAUAAUCCACAACGAAUUGAACUCCAAUGAAACUGCUGACUCAUCAUCAUCCACUAAAACUGCAUCAGCAACUACAACUACAACCUCAACAACAACUACAACUCCAACAACAACUACAGUCUCAACAACAACAACUACUACUACAACUCCCACUGCUUCUUCAACUUCAUCCUCUUCAUCAAGUACUAGUAGUUCAACAACUUCAGCUUCCGAAAUAACUAAAGAAGAUGUCUGCACAGCGCCAGGCUACUUUAGAAGCUCUGCAAAUUGUAGAGUCUUCUACUAUUGCCAACUCAGUGGCAUACGGUACAUUGUCACCAAGUUGAUUUGCAGCGCCGGUCUAUUCUAUGAUACAAAAUUGGGCAUCUGUAAUUACGAGAAAGCUGUUACUUGUUAGAUAACGUAGGAUGUUUCGUUUGUUAACUUUGUGUUAACCUAUUAAUGACAAUGAUCAGUAUUUAUUUUUCCAGUCGAAAUAUACUAUUUUUUUGCAAAGUAAUUUAUA
Messenger RNA from Ceutorhynchus assimilis (cabbage seed weevil), 1742 nucleotides. The record is from the annotation of a GenBank genome assembly. Lineage: Eukaryota; Metazoa; Arthropoda; Insecta; Coleoptera; Curculionidae.